Actinia tenebrosa (Australian red waratah sea anemone) is the source of this 2270-nucleotide messenger RNA. Its product is annotated as zinc finger protein-like 1 homolog. Gene Ontology annotation, cellular component: Golgi apparatus. Lineage: Eukaryota; Metazoa; Cnidaria; Anthozoa; Actiniaria; Actiniidae. The record is from RefSeq and is a predicted model, not a curated record.
UUUGUAAAAUGGCGACGUGGCAGAGAUGAAGGUUUAAAUAUAGCGUCACUUUUCAGCGCUUAYACACUUAAUUCCUUCAUUCUACCGCUAAUAUCUUAUAGUCAAUGCAAAGAUGGGUCUUUGUAAAUGCUCCAAGAAAAAAGUUACCAACCAAUUCUGCUUUGAACAUCGUGUAAACGUGUGUGAAUUUUGUCUUGUGUCAAGUCAUUCUCGGUGUAUAGUCAAAUCCUAUAUCCACUGGCUUCAAGACAGUGAAUACAACCCAGUAUGUACUCUAUGUAAUGGCAGUCUAGAAGAGGGUGAUGUAGUGCGUCUGGUUUGCUAUGAUGUCUUUCACUUGGCUUGUAUCAACAAGUUUUGUCAAAGUCUUCCCCCAAAUACUGCUCCUGCUGGAUAUACCUGCCCUAACUGCAAGCACCCUAUAUUCCCUCCUGAGAACAUGGUAUCUCCUGUGGUUGAUCAAUUAAGGCAAAAGCUUUCUAACAUAGCAUGGGCAAGAGCAGGCCUUGGGCUGCCUGUGAUUCCAACUCAAGCACCAGAACAAAGCAAAACUCUACAAGAAACCCAGCACAGAGAAGUUUCAGCAUCUUAUAAUGACGAAGUCAAACCAAACUCUUACUACACUACACCAACCUCCUCAAGAGUAGAACAAAGACCACAAAGAGACCAUAUUGUACAAAUGAGCCAACAGACUGUAACUCCACUACAAGCUACUCACACUCAACAGGGACAUAUCCGCAAUGAAGGAACAGUUUCUCGAAAGACAUUUGACAAACAUCAUGAGGAUCUGCAACAGCCCUCUUAUGACCACGAUGAAAAUAAAUAUCAAAGGCGAGGAGCAAUUGACUGGUUUACAAGAUGGUUCAGAACAAGAGUCAACAAACCCACAAGUUCUCCUAUAGAUGACCCCAGUGCAUCAUUAAAACGAACGAUGAUGAUCUUCUUCCUGGUAAUCCUGGCUUUCGUUACGAUAGUAGUCAUCAUGACUCGAGUUGGCCGAAGYGCGGCCGAUAGAGACCCUUUCCUAGACCCAAUGGCCAACCCUCACAUCAAAGUACAAGGAAGUCAAUCAUAAUAUGCCAUCAAUGAAUCAUAUAGAGAGGGACAUAUGGUAUGCCCUCCAGUCCCUUGGAUCUAGGAUUUCGAGUCUUAAGACUCAACCCCAGCAAUAUUACAUGCUAUAUGUGCCAAAGGCCCCAAUUUUUUUUGUCUCCUGAAAUAUUUUURAGCAAACGUACCCAGGGAUGGUAUUUGAAAUGUCUCCACGGCAUCCCUGGACAGGAAGGAGAGAGGGAGUGUUAACAUCCCUAGAGUAUUAUACUACUGURCUACCGUGUUGGUGGAAUUUACUGUACUCUUUAAAAAAGUGAGGUAAACUCGAUUUUUAGAAGUGUUGCAAUUCAAAUACUUGUUGCAAUAAAUUUUCAUGCAAACGCGACCUGAGAAUAGAAAUUUCGGAAAUGAAAGAGACGCAAACGAGCAAGAACAGAAAAAUAAAAAAAACUCAACACGCGACAAAACCACGUGAGGAGACUACACAUCAAAUGUAUGAAAAUAAGUAGAAUCAGUAGUUUAUGGUUCCAACUCCAAAUUGUCACCGCAGUUUUUCCUAGUUAACUAAUAAUAUUGUCUCGCAAAUAGAUAAAAGGUACCUGCUUUCAAGUACAAAGACUUUGUGUUUUCUCAGGAUCGAUAUACCUGGACCUUUCUCAAAAUUAUGUUGAAUGGAAUGCUAACAAAAACAUUUAAAAACUCCACACGCACUACCACUACAUUCUAUAUUCACAGCAUACAACACGACUCACAUGUUGAUUUUUACGAAGGGAGGAGAGAAAAGAAGUCACACUUUUUCUCGAAAUUUGUGUCAUUUCUUUUGUAUUUUUAUGUUAGCCUCGUAUUCCAUAUAACUUUGAGAUGGGUUACCUUUAGAAGUAAUAUUUUCCCAUUUCGUACACUGUGACAUUCCCCAGAGUAUCAUUUCUUUGUUUAACGUUUGCGCAUGACAAAGCAUGAAUAUGGAUACAACGCUGAUAAAGAAUCUUACUCUCAAGAGAAUAACAUGAGGUGUGAAAUGGGAUAAUAUCGUACGUGGUGAUUUUUGAGCUGGCAGUAACAAAUUGGAUGUCGGAACCAUGAGCUAUGGACUUCUGUCGUUUUUAAGUAGCUAUUCCUUUUAAAGAAUCAACAUUCAGGAAUAUUGAUAAUAACAAUUAGUAACUAGAUAAACAAUUACAAAUUAAAACGAUAAUAAAUAUUAUUUGGAUUUUUUA